Cherax quadricarinatus is the source of this 9035-nucleotide messenger RNA. Lineage: Eukaryota; Metazoa; Arthropoda; Malacostraca; Decapoda; Parastacidae. The record is from RefSeq and is a predicted model, not a curated record.
AAGUGAUCCCAUACUGACUAGUGGAAUGCUGUUUAUGACUGGUCCCCAUAUUGAUUCCUCUCUAUGCAAAUUCACUUACAGCCUGGUUGACCAGGCAAGCACCAGAUGAGCCUGGCCCAUGGCCAGGCUCUGAGAGUAGUUAAACUCUCAAAACUCUUCAAAGCAGACAAUCCACUCCAUAUAUCAUGGCAUGACAGCAUGUGGGUACCACAUCUCAACUCGACAAACAUCAUGGAUUACUUCAGUGAGCGGACAAACCCCUUCUACUCAAGAGACUGCAACAAUGAGUUUAUCAAGAUGCAGCAGAACACAAGGGUCGACCAGCUUACCCACAUGCAGGGAGUCGAGUACAUGCUGCUUCACACUCAAGAACCCAUUCUCUACAUCAUUCGGAAACAGCAGCGCUUUUCUCCAACUCAGGUUAAUCCUCUUGCCAACUAUCACAUUAUCGGUGGACAAGUGUUUCAGACACCUGAUUUAGGAUCUGUUAUCAACUCCAGAACGUUGGCUGCUGUGAGUAACCUGACCAGUGCCUUCACUGAACUUCAGUCCUUCUCCCACUACCAUUUGUCGCGAGGCUACUGGUGGCAGUUUCGAAACCAGAUGGAACAAACUGAGCAACAGAAGAGGGAUAAAGAGAAGAAGGCUGGUCAGGGAAAACGGGAAGAACCAGCAUCUAUGUUCCAGCACCGUCGAGUAGGCUCUUUGCUAGAGGAUCUUCAGGUCAAAUUUCCUUACAAGUUCCCAACUCAGGCACAGCAGCCAGCACAGCAACAGCCACAGCAACAACCACAGCAGCAAUCACAGCAGCAGCAACAACCACAGCAGUCCCAACAACAGACUCAGCAACAGGAGGGAAUAAAGACAGAAGAUUGCAAAGCAGACAUCAAGACUGAAAUUAAGACUGAAGUAAAAGUGGAGGUGAAAACCGAGCCAGUCUCUCAGCCUCCUGCACAGCGCACGGCCAAGCCUCCCCCUGAAAAGAGACAACGCACUGGACCGUAGUUCAUGUGUAGGUUAUUCUUCAAUGUUUAUGAAGCAAUGCACACACAUUACACAUGUAACCAUUUUGAUUAAUGGUAUUAGUAAGACAAAUGUGGCAACAAUCUUUAUUCGUACAUAGCUAAAACUUAUGAAAUAUCAUUAAUGUUGUAAAAACAUGUGGGAGUGUUAACUACAGUGAAAAAAUCUAGUGUUGGUAUUGUCCUGUGUGAGACAGUGACAGUCUGUUACAGCAGUGUCUGGUCAUAGUGUUCUGGCAGUGUAUCACAAUGAGAGAUUUCAAAGAGAAAGGAGGCAUCAUAAAAUGUAUUUGUUUUAAAAGAAACAGCAGAUUAUGCUCUUCAAUUGAGGUUCAUUGAUGUCAUUGAGGGGCUCUUGAUCCUGACCUCCAAUUCCUUGGAUUAAAUCCAAGUGUUCUAUGACCUCAGUGAUCCCCAUGUAAAUGUAAUAACAGCACUGUGUGAAUGAUGCUUCUGCAAAACUUUAAUAUUGGAAGACAUAUUAGCUAAUACAUGCAUUAAUAUUCUGUGGCUUUCAUGCACAGAGAAACCAUCAAUUGUAACAUACAAGUGUCAUAAUGAACAACUGUUAGUGAAUAAGUGAGUAUACAGGGACAUGAACAGUGGUCAUGACUGGUAGCAGAACCAGCACUGUACUGCUGGCCAGUGGGGCUUACAAUUGGGAAGAUAUCACAGACAGCACUGUUGUAUCUCAAGCAGUGGCCACCAUCUGUGACUGAAUGGUCCUUUCCCACAUUUCUAGAAGCCCUCAUAGUACAUCUAUUCUCACAUCCCUCAGACCCAUAUAUUCAAUAAACUCUAGGAUAUCUUGUGUUCGUAGAAUAUUCAGCUUUAAGGGGCAUGAGAACGGAUGUCCUGGGAAAGCUCCUGGGGCUGUGGUUAGAAGAAGUUGGGUCAUAGACAGUGGCCAUUGAUUCAGACAUAACACAAUAAUGAACUUUCCUUAUUGUAAUCCUCACAGCCCAGUGGUAAAGCUCUAAUCCUGUUACCAGUCAGGACUCCAAUUUAAAUCCCCGUCCAUUCUUCAGUUUAAACACCACCUUCAUCAAAGGUGGGGAGGAUAUAAUGUGGGUUAUGGUGUCUCAUUUGAAGAUGCUUCAUCCAUCAGGGACUAUCAGUUCACACUGAGACAAGUAACACGUUAUGUAGUAGUUAAAGAGAAGUCAGUUUUUGGCAGGUUCAACUUUGUUUAACCCUUUGAGGGUCCGUCCCGUAGAUCUACGGCUUUACGUUCAGGGUCCAAACCGUAGAUCUACGUCAUGAGCUGAGCUCACUCUGAUAAACUGUGAGUGGUACAUUUGGGCCUAGAUAUGAGAGAAUACAUCUAUGUGGUAUGUGUGCACCACAUAAAACAGAUCCUGCAGCACGCUGUGUAUAAUGAGAGAAAAAAACUGAAAUCAUGAUUUUUCGAUUAAAACAGCGACUUUGCAGUGUUUUUUCGUAUGUUUUUUAUAGUUCUAUUUGCAAUUUCUUGGUCUCAUUUGAUAGAAUGGAAGACAUAUUACAGAAAUUGAGAUGAUUUUGAUUGGUUUUAGCACUGGAAAUGGCUUGAAACUGAGCUCAAAGUAGCAGAAAUGUUAAAUUUUUGCCGAUAUUCAAGAGAAAACAAACGACCUCACACAUCUAAUACAUGUCAGCUGGUGGGUCUGAUAUGCAUUCACAAAUAUGGUGAUGAUAUUUAUACAAUUAUUACAGUAUUGCAUAACAGUAAAUCUUCUAUUUUUUGGUGUGAAUAAAAAUUCAUUAUGUGAAUAAAAAAUCAAAAUGGAAUUUAUUUGUAAAGCCUCAAAACAUAACUAAUGAACAGAGGAAAUGUUAGUUUAGUUUCAGGAAUACCUACAUUGUUUAUUCUGGACCCUAUUUUGAAAUUGGAAUAUUUUGAACUUUGUGUUAAAUUGGCCAAAUUAACAAUUUCUGAUCACUUUAAUUUGUAGUUGAAACAGUUGACUUGGCGAUUUCUUGUGCUCAAUCGAUAGAAUGGAAGUAAUACUAGUGAAAUAGCUUAGAAUUUGGUUGACUGGAAUAAUGUAAUUGGCCUAAAAUGGGAGUCAAAGUCGGCAAAAUCGCCGAUUCGUAAAUAUCGCUGACACAUCAAAAUUCGCGAGAGCAUAAUUUCGUCAAUUUUCCAUCAAAUUUCGUACUUUUUUGUUUUAUUACCUUCACAAAAAGAUUCUCUACCAUUUCAUAAGAAAAAAUAACAAUUUUUUUUUUUUUAAAUUCUUGGACACUGGGGCACCACUUCAGAUUUGGGCCUUGGACCCUGAAGGGGUUAAACCCCAGGGUUAUUGAAAGACUCAGAGAUUUGUGAAAUGGUAUUUGUAGUGGUGAUAAACCUUUUCACUGUCCAGAUCCCCAAAAUUAAAAGUGCUGUGUUUACAUUUUAGGAAAAAAAAUCUGAAAUGGUAGAAUCUUUUUCUGACAAUAAUGACACUUAAAAAAUAUGAAAUUUGAUGGAAAACUGAUAGGCUUACACAAACACAAAGUUAGCAGUCUGGGUGCAAUUUUAUGCAUUGGCAGUUUUGCCCACUUUGACCUACUUCAAGCCAAUGCCAUUGCUCAGUUUGACAAAAUUCAUACUAUUUCAGUAGUAAGUCUUCCAGUCUGUUGAUUGAGCACAAGAAACUCCCCAUUCAAAUACACUAAACUAUCUUAUAAAGUGAACAGAAGUUAAAAAUUGACUCAUUUUUAUACAAAAUUAAAAAAAUUUGUUUUACCCUUUCAUUGUCUGUGUAGUAGUACUAUGCCAUGAGCCCAGCUCACUCACAUAAGCUGUGAGCAGUAAAUUUGGGUUUAGAUAUGAGAGAAUGGGUCUAUGUGAUAAGUGUGCACCAUGUAAAAAAAAAUCCUGCAACACACACUGCAUAAUGAGAGGAAAAAACUGCAACCAUAUUUUUGGUUUAAAACAGUGACUUGGAGGUGAAUUUUUGUAUGGUUUUUAUGGUUGUAUUCUUGGUUUCUUGGUCUCAUUUCAUAGAAUGGAAGAUAUAUUACAGAAAUAGAUAUGAUUUUGAUCGGUUUCAGGAAUGAAAAUAGCUUGAAAGUGAACUCAAAGUGGCAGAAAUGUUCGAUUUUUGCUGAUAUUAAAGAGUAAACAAAUCACAUCACCCAUCCAAUGCAUAUCCAGCUGGUGGGCCUAAUAUGCAUUUACAAAUGUGAUAAUUUUAGUUAUACAAUUAUUACAAUAUUGCAUAAAAAUAAAUUUUCUAUUUUUUUGCGUGAAUAAAAAAUUCAAAAUGUAAUUCAUGUGUAAAGCCUGGGAAUGUAACUAACGAACAGAGGAAAUAUUAUUUUAGCGCUAGGAAUGCCUGUAUUGUUUAGUCUGGACUCUAUUUUGAAAUUUGUGUGAAAUUGGCCAAAUUACCAAUUUCUGAUCACUUUAUUGAGUAGUUGAAAUAGUUGAUUGGGCAGCUUCUUAUGCUCAGUUGAUAAAAUGGAAGACAUACUAGCAAAAUAGCUAAGAAUUUGGUCAAUUGGAACAGUGUAAUUGGCCUAAAAUAGGACUCAAAGUGAGCAAAAAUUGCUGAUGCCUAAAUAUUGUUGACACAGCAAAAUUUGCAAAAGCAUAAUUUCAUCAGUUUUCCAUCAAAUUUCAUACUUUUGGUUUCAUUACCUUCAGAAAAAGAUUCUGCUUUUUUUUAUAUUUUAAAGUCUUAAAGAUAAAGCAACUCUCAGAUCAGAGGUCUGGACAAUGAAAGUGUUAAAAAGUCCAAAAUAAACACACAUAUUUCAGGCUCUAAAACAUUUCCUGUCAUCAGUCACAUCUCCUAUAUAUUGACACUUUCCUUCCAUUUUGAGUUCACAAAAAAAAUUAAAGUUACCCUAUUUCUCAGAUAAUAAGAUAUAACUAGGAAUGAUUGGUCAUGGUUUAUGGCAUCCCAGUAAUUUAGCAGACUGGAAGGGGGGUAUGAAAAUUGGCAAAAUCAAAUCUUUCCACUAAUUUUGAGCCCAAUUUUUCUCUCCAAGGAGGGCUCCUUGUAGUGCUGAAGAGGCUUUUGGUCUGAGUAAUUGGACGUUUCAGUCUUCUGUGCACUUAAGUAAUGAACACUAUAUUAUUAGUACAACAAAUGAUCUAGUUUCUUACAAUACUCUUAAUGUUUCCACUUUACUGUAUAACAUUAAAGGUUAAAACAAAUCAGUAAGGAGACUUACCAGAGUCCAGUAUGUCUUCCCUCCCUCUAGAUCCAUCCUAUGAUGUAGAGGAUCAUCAUUGAACAACUUUGUAUGUGUGCAUGUGUGUGGUCUCAUACCCAGCCAUUUGUAUUAUUAUUAUUAUUAUCAAAAAGAAGCGCUAAACCACAAGGGCUAUACAGCGCUGCAGGGCAGGAAGGAAGCGGGGUUAUCAGGUGGCAAAAGGGAGAGGGAUAAUUAGUAGCUUACGGAGAACAGCGGGGCAGUGGAUAGUGUAGGGGUAGAGGGUAGCAGGGGAUUGAGGUAGAAAGGGCUGAGGGGAGUGCAAAAGGUAUUGUCAUCAGAGUUUGUGGAGUAAGUCAGUUGUUGUCCCAGCCAUUUGUAGGCUUGAACUUGGGCCACCAGGCAGCAGCAUGAGGCCUAAGCAGCACGAGCGCGACAUAUGAAAUCUGACAGCAGUUACAGCCAUAAAGAAACUCAAAGUUCUCGUUUGAUAAGAGAUUGUAAUGCAUCUAUUAAUAAUAGUUGUUUGCAAGUCACAAAAAAGCUGAUGCAACUGUACAUUUUUCUUCUAUUUCAUCUGCGUGUUUUAUAAUAGUACAGUGGACCCCCGACAUUCAAAGGCAUCAACAUUCGAUGCAUUUUAAUGCAAAAAUUUCGCCUCGACAUUCGAUGGAAAACCCGACAUUCGAUACGAUUCGUACGAGACGUGUCCACGUGUGGCCUGAACUGCCCCGUGUGUGCCAGUGUUUACAAGCCAGCCAGUGUGCGCGCAUCUAAGGAUACAUUCGGUACAUUCCAUAUUAUCCAUAUUAUCACUGUGUUUGGUGCUUGUUUCUGCAAAAUAAGUAACCAUGGGCCCCAAGAAAGCUUCUAGUGCCAACCCUUCGAGAAAAAAGGUGCUAAUGACUAUUGAAAUGAAGAAAGAGAUAAUUGCAAAGUACGAAAGUGGAGUGCGUGUGUCGGAGUGCAUGAUGAUUUGGUAAAGAAAUUGCCUGCAACUAGUGGUGAUGUGAGUGAAGUUAAGGCCAGCAAAGGUUGGUUUGAAAGAUUUAAGAAUCGUAGUGGCAUACUCAGUGUGGUAAGGCAUGGUGAGGCUGCCAGUUCAAGUCCUAAUGGAAGGGGAUUCCCCUUCUAAACACUAACACCAUCCACACUCUCCCCUCCUCCCAUCCCAUCAAUCAUCACCAGAUCUUCAUUAAAGGUAAGUGUCAAUUAUUCUAUUGUUAUUGUAAUUAUUCUAUUGCAUUAAACUUAAUAUUUCAUGUGGUAAAUUUUUUUUUUCAUACUUUUGGGUGUCUUGCACGGAUUAAUUUGAUUUCCAUUAUUUCUCAUGGGGAAAAUUAAUUCGACUUUCAAUAUUUUCGACAUUCGAUGGCUCUCAGGAACGGAUUAGUAUCGAAUGUCGAGGGUCCACUGUAUUACGUACUGUAGAUUCAUGCAUUCCAACAUCUGUUCCAAUUUUAGUAAGCGGGGUGCACAGCAAAUUUAUACUAAUUGAAUUUUGACUUAUAUUAAAUAAGGCUUAGUAUCAUUGUAUAAUUCGUACUAAAUCAAAUUUCACACUAUUCAAAUUCUUACUAAUCAAGGCUUUGCUGCACACAUUAUGACUCAAUCCCUCCCCACACACACACACACACACACACAGUCAACCCUGUCAAAUGCAAAGUUGUGAAGAGUGGGGAAGGGCAAAGAAGAUCGCAGAGUAUAGGCUAGGUGGCCAAAGACUGCAAACCUUGCUCAAGGAGAAAGAUCUUGGGGCGAGUAUAACACCGAGCACGUCUCCGGAAGUACACCUCAACCAGAUAACUGCUGCAGCAUAUGGGCGCAUGGCAAACCUGAGAACAGCAUUCCGAUACCUUAAUGGGGAAUAGUUCAAGAUGCUGUACACUGUGUACUUUCUCUAAUUUCCUUACGUGCUUGGCUAGGUGUGGGUUCCAAACUGGUGCUGCAUACUCCAAUAUAGGCAUGGUGUCACAGUGUACAGGAUCCUGAACAAUUCGUUUUUGAGAUGUCGGAAUGCUAUCCUUAGGUUUGCUAGGCGCUAACAUGCUGCAGCAUUUAAGUGGUUGAUAUGCGCCUCAAGAGAUGUGCAUGGUGUUAUACUCACCCCAAGAUCCUUGUCCUUGAGUGAGGUUUGUAUUCUGUGGCUCCCUAGACUGUCUGCAGUCUUCUUUGCACUUCCCCAAUCUUCAUGACUUUAUACUUGGUGGGGUUGAACUCCAGGAGGCAGUUUCUGGACCAGGCCUGCAGCCUGUCCAGAUACCUUUGUAGUUCUGCUUGGUCCUCAUCCGAUUGAAUCCUUCUCAUCAACUUCACAUCAUAUGUAAACAAGGACACUUCUGAGUCUAUUCCUUCCAUUAUGUCAUUCACAUAUGCUUAGAAACAGCACUUAGCGCUUCUUUUUGAUUAUAAUAAUAAUUAGAAACAGCACUGGUCCUAGGACUGACCCCAGUGGAACCCUGCUUGCCACAGACUCACUUUAACACCUCGCCACAUACCAUGACUCGCUGAUGACUUCCGGACAGAUAUUCCCUGAUCCAUUGCAGUGCCUUCUGUGUUAUACCUGCCUGUGUGUAACUGUGUCAAAAGCCUUCUUACAGUCCAAGAAAAUGUAGUCUACUCACCCCUCUAUCUCGUCUUACUGCUGUCAUAGAACUCCAGUAGGUUUGUAACGCAGGAUUUCCCAGCCCUAAAACCAUGCUGGUUGUCGUUAAGCUCAUUUUUUCUAGGUGCUCCACCACUCUUCUUAUAAUCUUCUCCAUGAUUUAGCAUAUACAUGUCAGUGAUACUGGUCUGUAGUUUAAUGCUUUAUGUCUGUUUCCUUUUUUUUUAUAAAUUGGGACUAUAUAUUUGCUGUCUUCCAUACCUCAGGUUCUUGCCCUGUUUUGAUAAAGUGUUGAAGAUUGUUGUUAGUGGUACACACAGCACCUCUGCUAUAUGUACCACUAACAUUCUAGGCAAAAAAAAAAAAAAAUUUGUAUAGAUUCAUGUUUAUUAUGAAACUUUAAAAAUACUGUAGAAGUUUUUGAACACAGCUGACAAGAAGUAAUGUUAUAAAAAAAUCACUUAAAAUUAGCUGUUUAUAAAAGCUUAUCAAUGUUUACUUAUUAAAAGUAAAAUUUUAUCAGAGAUAAUCCUCAUAUAUACAUCUAUCUAUGUUGCAGUAAGAUCACAGUAAACAGGUGAUAUCACAAUAUGCAGAACAACCACUGUGAAAAGAAUAGUGAACUUUCAAGUGCAUUGUGAUAUCUCACAUUAUCAAGGAAAUGUUCCUUGAUACUGUGAGAAAUCAUAAUAGGGCUUGGAAGUUCCCUUUUCUUUUAUUUUGACAGCGGUGCUUCUGUACAUCUGUCUAUAUAUGUUCCCAGUUAACUUUAUAUACUGUAAAUUUGUCUAUAUACAUAAUUACCUAAUCACUAAUGAGAUCAUUAUUAUUAUAAAAAAGAAGUACUACUAAUGAGAUCAUAUGCAUUUGUUUGUUUUCAUUUAAGUAAUCACUAAUGAGAUCAUACAUUGUAGGAAACACUGAACCUUAAUUAAAGCAGUCAAGAUGAACACUACAUUCAAUUCUUAUUACAAUCAAAAAGAAGUGCUAAGCCUACAAGGGUCUCAAGUAUUUCAAACUUCUUACUUGUAAGGCUUAUAAUCUGUAGUAUUAUUGACUCUCAUGCUGGCUAUAGGCUGUAUAAACCUAGUGAACUACCUAUUCGUAUCUUAAUUGCAGACUAAGAGUAACAUUUUUAUAGUAUCGGGAUUUUGAUCAGAAAUUUUCUGUACUGUUCGAGUUUUUCUCAGUGUUCAGACAUCAAACCACAAGGUAUUUAAUUUCAAUAUAGCCAAACCUACCAAUGUACAUACUAGCCAAUAAAUAUAUUCAUAAUA